Molecule: messenger RNA, 1060 nt
Organism: Anopheles maculipalpis
Lineage: Eukaryota; Metazoa; Arthropoda; Insecta; Diptera; Culicidae
Product: protein draper
Exons: 8
Coding region: 38-1060 (340 amino acids)
Source: RefSeq, a predicted model, not a curated record
CCCACAUCAGAACCUUGCAUCCCGAGAUCCACACACGAUGGAACGAUUUGUCAUACUUCUUUUGAUCGUGUUCGCUUCCUAUUUUGCAAGAUGCAGCGAUAUUGUGGACCUGGGAUGCGAGAGCGAUCAGGACUGUGAACCGUUCCGCAGUGCGACGGUAAAUUCCACGUGCGUCCAGGAACGGUGCCGGUGCACUGACCUGUUGCAGGCCGGCAAUGCCACUGAGUGUAAGCCACUGGUUAACCGAGUCUCGAACCAGAUCGGUGGUCAAUGUCCAUGCCAGGUUGCGAAUUCGUUUUGCCACGAGCAAACGGGCCGGUGCGUGUGCAAGGACGGGUUUCUUCCGAGCCGGGUGGAGAAGAAGUGCGUGCACAAAUCGGUACAGCUGGGCGAUGAGUGCGAAAAUAACGAGCAGUGCUCCAACCAUGAUCACUUUGCGGAUUGUGACAGUUCCAAACAGGUUUGCCAGUGUCAGGAACACUUCGUCAUCUACGAGGGUGCUUGCCGUUCGAUAAUAGCCGUAGCAAACCUCUCAAAACCUUGCGAAACGAUUGAUGAUUGUGCGAACGGGACGGCCAACUCGAUCUGCCAUGCCGGCCAAUGCAUCUGUGGUACGGAGUUUGUGGCGGACACAACCAACAGUAGCUGUUUGGCGGUGGCAGACCUCGAUCAACCUUGCAUCGAUUCGAACCAGUGCAUUGCCACGCUCGGGGUCGGCUCGAUCUGCUAUCAGCAGAAGUGCGUCUGCGAUAGCAAUCACUUCCAGUUCCCGCUGCACGUUACCAACGCAACGACCGGCCAGCAACGGAUACAGAAUGUUUGCGAGCGAAAAAUCGUGCACGGAGAUAGUUGUAAUGACGAUCAAAACUGUUACCAAUUCCACGUCGGUCCUCACGAGCAGACGAUGGAAUGUUUUAUGAACGCGUGCGUAUGUCUAAGCGGAUUCGUCGAGAAGAAUAACUUGUGCUACAAAGCCAACUCCGGCAUGAUCGUAGGACCAUCUACCUUUCUGUUGAUCACUGUUUUAACAAGCAUUUUAACCCAUCGGGUGUUGCCUUGA